Messenger RNA from Acanthosepion pharaonis, 693 nucleotides. Lineage: Eukaryota; Metazoa; Mollusca; Cephalopoda; Sepiida; Sepiidae. The record is from the annotation of a GenBank genome assembly.
AUGAUCCCUAAGCAGCCAAAAUUGAGAAUCAUAGUUUUGUCUGUGGCUAUAAUGUUGCUAACAAAUGUUCAUGAGAAUUUACUACAAAAUGAGAAAUACAAAUCAGCAGCUGUGGUGAGGGGAAACUACCAAUAUUAUCAUUACUGCUGUGAUGGCGUUGAUGAUAGGGGCUGGGGUUGUGGAUAUCGAACACUGCAGACAGUGUGUUCCUGGAUCCAACAUCAGAUUUCUGGACAAGACGUGCCCAAACUUCGAGAAAUUCAACAAGCCUUGGUUGCAAUGGGAGACAAACCCGAUUCCUUUGUGGGUUCAAAACAAUGGAUAGGAAGUCUGGAAGUGGCAAUGUGCUUGGAUUAUUUUUAUGAUGUGCCAGGAAAAAUCCUUCACAUUUCCAAUGGAGCAUCAAUUGGAGAUUAUCUUGAGCAGUUGGAAGAACAUUUUCAUACCAAUGGCUCACCAAUCAUGAUGGGUGGUGAUGAUGAUAAUUCAUCCAAAGGUAUUUUUGGAGUGAACAGAAGUUCUAUGUCUCUAUUGGUGUUGGAUCCUCAUUACAGUGGGAAAAACAACCAAGUGAACCAACUCCUUAAAGAAGGCUGGGUUCAAUGGAAACCUUUGACUUCUUUUCAUGGAAAAUCUUUUUAUAAUUUAUGUCUCCCUCAACUGCAGGCAAAAAAUAAAAGCCAAAAGGUCUGA